This is a messenger RNA of Branchiostoma belcheri (Belcher's lancelet), 768 nucleotides long. RefSeq lists its product as uncharacterized. The record is from RefSeq and is a predicted model, not a curated record. Bases 1 to 768 code for a protein of 255 amino acids. Lineage: Eukaryota; Metazoa; Chordata; Leptocardii; Amphioxiformes; Branchiostomatidae. The transcript is spliced from 6 exons.
AUGAAUCAGGCAGAAGUGGCUGAUAUGCUGGAGGACAGCCUUCAGAUACUGACAGGAUCAGCCCAAGAUGUGAUUGAAAGAGAAAACUCAAAGCGGGCGCUUUUAACGGCGACUUCGGCGGCUGCAGCACUCGCCCAUUUAUCAGCGGUUGUUGGUAUAGUCGGUUUCGCUAUGGACCAAAUUGGGUCCGUAUCCGCAAAAACAACCGCACAGCUUGAUGAGGUCCAAGAUAAACUCCGGACGCUGGACAAUAAGAUUGAUGACUUCACACGAAAGGUCAGUGACCUAAAGCUCGGACAGCAGUACCUUCGACAAGUAAUCCUGUAUGGCAGAGACGAACAACGACUAAGGAACGUGCUAGACACUCUUGCUAGGAUGAAAUUCAGUAAUGGACAGUAUAAGGGUAUCGACGACAUACAAGGUUGGGCAGACAGCGUCCUCAGUCAUGGCUCAGAUGGAAUCAACAGUGUAUUGUUCAAUCUGUUGGAAAUGGUAAAACCACGGUCAUCAAUCUUUGGUGGAAAAUCUCUGUUCGAAAUAUAUCAUCAGCAACUUAAAGGACACCUGGAGCAGUAUAGUAUAAAGAUGCGCCUGAAAGCUGCACAGAUCUAUGGACUGAUUGGAAGUGGAUACCGUGCAUGGAUUAGAGCUCUGCUAAUCAAGGGGCGUGACGGUGACAUUCUAACUACGGUACAAGCCGGGAAAAGCAAGCUCAAAGAUGUGUGUCAAAGCAUGAAAAAAUAUGUUGAUUAUGAAAAGGUGCUAUAA